GCGUUGGCGACCUUUGACCUCCGAGUGAAGGCUGAGAGAAAGGGCUUCUGGGACCGACCGGCCCCGACAACACAAAAAACGCCAAGCCGCAGCUGUGCGGGCCCGGGACACGACAGCUCCGGAGACCGAGGCGCGUAGGUCUAGCGGAUGUCUUCGGUGUGUUAGGGUCUACGGAAAGAUGCUGCCUUAUUCGUGUGGCUUCCAUUAGAGAUCGUUUUUGUUCGCGUCACCGGAGAGACGCUGUGUAGGCGUCAGGGAAGAGACGGCAGAUCACGGAAAACUGAGCAGCCCGGCGGACAAAGGCUGCGCUGUGUUUGGGCACGGGAGAGCUGGAAGUGGACGGCCUGCAAUUUCAGAAGCUUGGAUGUGGUUCUGAGCUUUAAUGUUGCGGUUUCGCUUUGUUUUACUACAAAUUACAGAACCACUCGAUGACUUCUUUUGUUACUUUUUCGAGGAAAAAUUAAUAGAGCUUGCGGCAUGUUUUACUCAUUUUGUUUUGAAAUUGAUUUUCCGCCCCUGAUGGCAUAAAGAUGACCCGUAUGAGGAGCUGAGGGUGUGCAGUGGCAAGGCUUUGUUCAGAAAUAAAUUAGGAGAAGCCAAAUGUGUUCUCUUACCUGAGUAAUCGGCGGUCGGCCUUUAUUGUAUUAUUAUUCAGUCAGUCGAGUGUUUGCAGCGGCCGCCUGCCUGAUUUUUUUCUCACAUUAGCCCAAAACGUCUCGUUGUAAGGAAUAUUUGCUAGCAAGUCUCCAGACCCCGUCCUUCAUUGAACAUCUGUUGCUAUUAUGGCCCACGGUUUUUUGUCACGAAGAAGACGACUCUUCUCCCUGUGGAGCUUUGUCUGUGGGACUGCCGCUGCUUUCAUUGUGCUGGGAAAUGGAGUUCAUGCAGAGCACAAUGAAAAUGUGUACAUUUCCAGUAUGUCAAAUGCUUGUGGAGAUGUACCGGAGCAAGUUAGGGCACCAAGUGGAAUCAUCACAAGUCCUGGAUGGCCUUUUGACUACCCAUCUAGAAUUAACUGCAGCUGGUACAUUAGAGCCAACCCUGGAGAAAUUAUAACUAUCAGCUUUCAAGAUUUUGAAAUUGAGAGUUCUCACCGUUGUGGUUCUGACUGGAUUUCCAUUGGCACGUACAAAAAUCUUGAUGGCUACAAAGCUUGUGGCUCAUCAAUACCUGCACCAUACAUAUCUUCUCAGGACCACAUUUGGAUCAAAUUUCAUUCAGAUGACAGCACUUCUGGGAAAGGCUUCAGGCUUUCUUACGUAACAGGGAAAUCAGAAGAGCCCAGCUGCGACUGGGAUCAAUUUCACUGUGCUAAUGGAAAAUGUAUUCCUGGUACUUGGAAGUGCAACACCAUGGAUGAAUGUGGAGACAAUUCUGAUGAGGAGCUGUGUUCACAGUCAAACCCACCCACUGCAUUUUCUUUUCAGCCCUGUGCCUUUAACCAGUUCCAAUGUCUUUCACGUUACACAAGAGUGUACACAUGCCUUCCAGAAUCCCUCAAGUGUGAUGGCAACAUUGAUUGUCAAGAUCUAGGAGAUGAAAUUGAAUGUGAUGUUCCAAUGUGUGGAGAGUGGCUCAGAAAUUUCUAUGGUACGUUCAGCUCUCCCAACUAUCCCGAUUUUUAUCCUCCUGGUAGCAACUGUACUUGGCUAAUUGACACUGGUGACCAUCGUAAAGUCAUAUUGCGUUUUACUGAUUUCAAACUUGAUGGAACUGGAUUUGAGGACUAUGUAAAAGUUUAUGAUGGCUUAGAAGAGAAUCCUUACAGACUUUUACGGGUGUUGACUGCUUUUGACUCGCGUGCCCCAGUGACUGUAGUAUCUUCAUCUGGACAAAUACGGGUUCAUUUCUAUGCAGAUAAAAUAAAUGCAGCUCGUGGAUUCAAUGCAACUUACCAAGUAGAUGGAUUCUGUUUGCCAUGGGAAAUACCAUGUGGUGGCAAUUGGGGCUGUUACACUGAGCAACAACGCUGUGAUGGCUAUUGGCACUGUCCAAAUGGAAGGGACGAAGUCAAUUGCAGUACAUGCCAAAAAGAUGAGUUUCCAUGCUCUCGAAAUGGAGCAUGCUACCCCCAUUCGGAUCGAUGCAACUACCAAAACCACUGCCCCAAUGGAUCUGAUGAAAAAAACUGCUUCUUUUGCCAGCCAGGUAACUUCCACUGUAAGAACAAUCGAUGUGUGUUUGAAAGUUGGGUUUGUGAUUCUCAAGAUGACUGUGGAGACAGCAGUGAUGAGGAGAACUGUCCAGUGAUUGUCCCAACCCGCGUUAUAACAGCAGCUGUUAUUGGUAGCCUCAUCUGUGGUCUUUUACUUGUUAUUGCUCUUGGAUGUACAUGCAAGCUGUACUCGCUGAGGAUGUUUGAAAGAAGAUCGUUUGAAACCCAACUGUCAAGAGUUGAAGCAGAGUUGCUUAGAAGGGAGGCCCCUCCAUCCUAUGGACAGUUAAUUGCACAAGGCCUUAUUCCUCCUGUGGAAGAUUUCCCGGUUUGUUCAGCAAAUCAGGCUUCUGUCCUAGAAAAUCUGCGACUUGCCGUACGCUCUCAGCUUGGUUUUACCUCCAUUAGACUUCCAUCAGCUGGACGAAGCAGCAGUAUUUGGAGGCGACUCUUCAAUUUUGCCAGAUCGAGACGCUCAGGAUCUUUGGCUUUAGUGUCUGCUGAUACUGAGGAUGGCUCUAGUGACAACCUUACUCGGGAUCCAGAAAGGAACAGUGUGCGCAGAAGUCUGCUUCCUUUGGAUUCCGAUGACACUGACACAGAGGGGGACAGACGCGAUGUUCCAGGAGCAGUUGGUGGUGUUGCAGCGGCACUGCCGCAUAAGACUCCACCAGUGUCUGCUGUGGAAGUAGCACUGGGUGCAUCUUCCAUAAGUUCAGCAGGUCAGCAGGCGUGCAGGAAUACAACAGAAAAUUCAAGAGAAGCAGGAGCCGUUGAGCUGCCCAGUGUUAGUCCAAGGAGACACCAAAUAACCAGUGCACUUAGCCGUAUGACCCAAAGUCUUCGCUGGGUACGCUUUUCUCUUGGGAGAUCUCCUGCAUUAAAUCAGAACCAAAGUCCUUUGAGGCAGCUCGAUGGCAGUGGUGGCGAGAGAGAGGAAGACGACGAUGUGGAAUUACUGAUUCCUGUAUCUGAUGGAGCAGCAGAUAUUGACUUAAGUGACUGUUCUAGGCCUUUACUUGAACUUGCAGCAGAGCAUGGUCAAGGGCCUGUGCAGUCUAAUCCAGGCACAUUGCACAGAACGAGAUCAACGAACAGGGAUGGCCCAUGUGAACAUUGUGGUAUUGUACAUACGGCUCAGAUACCAGAUGUAUGCUUGGAAGCGACUGUCAAAAGUGAGACGAGUGAUGAUGAAGCAUUGCUGCUUUGUUAAGUGCUCAGUUGCAAUAUUUUAAUGGUACAAGUUUAGGCACCUGUUUUAAGCCUGCCUUUUUAUUUUUUCCUUUGGUUUAUGAUAAACCCAUUUUAAAUUAAACAUUAAAACAAAAAGACACCUAUACUCCAUGUUAUAACUUAACGUGCUCAUUGAAAGCAUUGUGUCUUACAAAGGCUUUGGGGUUUUUAUUUAAUUGUUGCAGACAUUUAUUGCUGUGAUCUUUGACCUCAGCACCACUUUCACAGUCAGCAGUCUAUGGUGAAGCAUCAACGUCUCUGCGAUUCUCACAUCCUACUGGUUACAACCUGAUCCUGUAUCCCUCUUACCACCCGAAACACAGUGCGGAACAGUGCACCUUUCCUUAAGAUUUUUAGGUGACAGUGGUUCCUGCGCUUUUGCUGCCUUUUUAAGGCCGAAUGGCCUAACAAAUAUAAAAAUACCAGUACACACGCACUCUGCUGCCACCACGGUGCUGGGUGUCUCUCUAUGCAUACAUAUGUAUGAUCUCCCAUGGACCGAAAAACAGGUAAUUGGUACGCUGCCAUUUUCCAGCUGUUUUAUUAUUUUUGCAGAUGGGUAAAAAUGUCUGACAAAAAAAUUUUAAUUUAUUUAUUACCUUUUUUUUGUAACUUAAAUGUUUUGGUACUGAAUGUGUUACUGUGUGAGUGUAUUUAUUCAGAUUUUCAUUUUGCUAGGUGGUAUUGGAGAAGCAUGUAAAACUGUCUUGUGCAUUUUUGUUGUGAUAUGCUAUUAUUAAAAUUGUUCACUGAAGAAAA
Molecule: messenger RNA, 4147 nt
Organism: Erpetoichthys calabaricus (reedfish)
Lineage: Eukaryota; Metazoa; Chordata; Cladistia; Polypteriformes; Polypteridae
Gene: lrp12
Product: low density lipoprotein receptor-related protein 12
Exons: 7
Coding region: 783-3368 (861 amino acids)
Cellular component (GO): plasma membrane
Molecular function (GO): low-density lipoprotein particle receptor activity; protein binding
Source: RefSeq, a predicted model, not a curated record